Molecule: messenger RNA, 1308 nt
Organism: Haemonchus placei
Lineage: Eukaryota; Metazoa; Nematoda; Chromadorea; Rhabditida; Trichostrongylidae
Source: the annotation of a GenBank genome assembly
UUUUCGUAUCGUUCUCGCGUUUUGUCCAAGAUUGCCUCUUUCCGGUUUUUUGGUGGCACGACCUUGGGUUCAGUAGAGCCUAAUCCCGCUCGUUCACUACGGACAUUGGAUUCGACCGGUUGUUGUCGCCCCUUUCCAUCCUUUCCUAGCCCCUCGCCUUCUUUCCAACCCAUACUUAGCAGGCGGAACCCUUUGUUUGCUUCAUUGAGUGGUUUGACCGGAUCGAACUUUGACACAACAACGGCACCUAGACAUAGAAGUUUCAGAAAUCGCAAAUUGGAUCUUUUGGAUUGUACUUUUAACAAAAAAUAAAUCAAUAUACCUGGAACCGGUUUAGCAGCACAUCCGGCGUAGAUAUCAUUCGGAUCAACUUUGCCUACGUCCUUAUUUACGUCAAUUUCCGAGCCAACAAGACGCCGUCGUUUUGCGGCACGGUCUGGGCCAAAAUAUGGAGUGCGAGCAUUUUCUGCAUAGUCGUUGAUUCCGUACAUGGCCUUAAGCGCUUUCAUGUUUCUUCUACGAGCAGUCUCACCAUAGGGAACAGUCACUGACUGUGAUACUGCGGCUGUUUCAGUCGUCAAAAGCCCUUGUUCACAUCCAGGGCAAGUAUUGUUUCCAAAAUGGACAUGAACUCGCAAAAAUUCUUUGCCGAAUUUAAGAAUAUCACCAUGUUCAAUUUCUCGUCCAUCGUCUGCCUAAAAUACUAUAAAUGCUUAAGUCAGUCGCUUAUGCAGAAAAAAAGGAAUACGCACCAACAGUUCGUAGUCAUUCAGAUAGACAUGACCUUUGUUGGUAAGCUUGUUCACAACGUAUGAAUUACUCUCCGGAACAAACACAAAGUCCAAUUGUUUCCUCGAAAUAGAUGAAUCAUCGAUAACAAUAUCACAUCCGGUUUGCCUACCAACGACUCCUCCACAGAUAGUGAUCACAUGGAGAUUAUUCUUGGAAUCCAUGAUUCGUAAUAGGGGCGGUUGCGAAAACCUUUCAUCUUCUCUCAUCUGUAUUCGUUCGUCCUCCUCUUCACUCGUGCUUUCGUAAUAUUCCCUAUUUAAAUCAUCGUCAUUGCCACCGCCGCUUUGCAGUUCCUCCUGAGCUUUCCGCCGUCUUUCCCUCCUUCUUUCGUUACUACCUUUGACCUCGCUAGUUUUUCGUGGUACGGAAAUCAUUUCGCCUGUUGCUUCGUCAAAGUAUUCCACGGGGGACGUUUCAGUGUCCAGGCGAUCAUUCACUCUAUUCCAUUUCUGUGACCGAAACUACGAAACCAGCGGUAACAAUAGACAGUGCUCAAGACUUACUUCAAACUUAUAA